UUUCAUCGUGAUACAUUGCGUGUGGCUUUCCACUUGGACUAAUCAUUUUUGCUAGUGCACUGACCAAUACUCGGUAAAGUGCUCGCAGAUAAGCCCUCGACCGGUAGACAAGUCAUCGAGAACACGCGCAAGUAGUUGGCUGUUAACUUGCAGGUGAUAAGCAAGUCAUACUCUUACCCAGAAUACAGUGUCUUGUCAAUGAUAAACAAUUCAGUACUCGGAAUAACAACUGCCUUGGGGAAUAAAUACGUUACUGAGAAUAAUUAAAUCCGUGGAAUUCAUAAUUCAUCGGUGGUAAUAUUCCUGCAAUAAUAUUCGUAACGACUUUGUUAGUAAUUAAUGUGAAUUUAUCUUUGUGCCGACGAUUUCUAAGGAGAUCUACGAUGAGUGUUCGAGGAUUGACCGGGGAAUUGAGUAAAGUAGCAAAAAAGGAACUCAAGGAAGACGAGAAACGGAUUGUUGAGCAUGUGAAAUAUAUCACGGAGUGGCUGAAGAAACAGCCGCACAUAAAUGCUCGGGUGGAUUCGCAAUGGCUUGUGGCUUUUCUUCGAGGGUGUAAAUACAGCCUGGAGAGGACCAAGGAGAAACUUGAUUCAUUUUAUACAGUAAGAACGCACCUUCCGGAGCUAUUUCUGAAGAGAGAUCCCAAGGAACUGAUUAUUCGAGAGGUUCUUGACUUGGGAAUUUACUUGCCACUGCCUGAUCCAGUGACCCCGGAUGGUCCCAGAGUGAUUCUAAUGCGACCCUGUCAAUUCGACGGGAAGAAAUACACUUAUGCUGAUAUCCUCAAAGUUUGCUUCAUGAUCAUGGAUUUUCUACUCCUCAAGGACGAUCGGCUCAAUGUUGCAGGUCAGAUUAGCGUUCUCGAUCUAACUGGGAGCAGACUUGAGCACGCGAGCCAGUUAACACCGUCCCUGAUGAAGAAAACUGUUAUGGCCUUUCAGGAAGGAUAUCCCAUAAAAACCAAGACUUUGCACUUUGUCAGUCCACCACCAACGUUCGAUGUUCUCUUCUCUGUCUUCAAGACGUUCAUGAACAAGAAGUUGAAAGAUAGGAUAAUGGUGCACAAGGAUCCAGAGGAUGUCUUUGAAUAUAUUCCAAGGCACGUCCUGCCAUCAGACUACGGUGGCAAGGCGCCUUCUGUAGCCGAUCUAACUCUGCAAUGGAAGAAUGCUGUGCUGGACCAUCGAGACUGGUACCUGGAUGAUGGUAAAUAUCAAGUUGAUGAAUCAACACGUCCAGGAAAAGCGAUAACAACCCUCGACCUCUUCGGCAUGGAUGGUAGCUUCAAGAAGCUGGAAUUCGAUUAAACUCACGAUGAAAAUUUGCCUCUAUCAUUCACACGCUCAAAGUACAUGGUACUUCCACAAACAUGUGUUCACCACUCGUAGUCAAAACUCGUAGCUGAUCUCGUCAACAUUGCGUAAAGGACGAAUUACAUCCACUACUUUAGCACGCCCACCACGCAGUACAGCGUUACCUUUUCUUCUACUGGAAACUUCAACCCCUGAAGAACGAAAGCUUGUGGGGAAGCUGGUGGAAGCGGGUGUGUCGUGCGUCGUCGGCAAGAUAUUAUUAAGGACGUGCUUGGAAUCACCUAUCAUAUAAUAACAUUAUCGUGUCGUUCCGUACGACACGAUCCCGAGGACGACGAGUGGACGGGCAUUAAAAUGAGGAGGAAUCUUGGUGAAAACGACUACGUGGGUAAAUUGUCUCCUCCUUCAUAUUAUCAAUAUCAUUCGGGAAAAGAUCCACCGUGGGAAGAUUCUCACAUUGAUAAUUCAAUCCCAAUAUUUUUAACAUCAUCCCCAUCUCUCAAUUUAUAUCAAACAAUAAAUCGACUUGGUAUCACCACUGGUGGUUGGACAGGAAGAGACCCUUGAAGAUAGUAGCCCUAGUUGCAGAAUUUCGCAACAGGUGUCAGUUUUCGUAUCUCUGUUGUAUUUUUAUCAAUUAUUCAAUUCCUCAUUCAUACCUUGCCCGAAUAACAAUAUUUUCCAUUAUUAUUUCGUUUUAUUCUCCCACUAAAUUUCCUCAAUAACUAUUCGAAUUAUCUCAUAAGAUAUUCCUUUAGAAUGUAAUUACUAUUUUUACGGGAGCUUACUUUGUGCCAAAUGGAAUACGUGUUGAAUAAUAAUGAAACAAUAAGAAAUAAAAAUGAGUGAAGAUAA
Fopius arisanus is the source of this 2171-nucleotide messenger RNA. RefSeq names its product alpha-tocopherol transfer protein-like. Gene Ontology annotation, cellular component: membrane. The record is from RefSeq and is a predicted model, not a curated record. The transcript has 7 exons. The coding region runs from base 384 to 1310 and encodes 308 amino acids. Gene Ontology annotation, molecular function: phosphatidylinositol bisphosphate binding. Lineage: Eukaryota; Metazoa; Arthropoda; Insecta; Hymenoptera; Braconidae.